UGCUAAAUGCUUCCUGUUCUUUUAAAUCAGCAUUGAUGAUGCACUUCAGGUUAAGAUUACAGACAAUGCGCUCUCGCGGGACCUAUUUCCUAUGGAUUACCAUUGCCUGGGAGAUAAUGAAAACAGACCAGUUCGAUGGAUGGCUCUUGAAAGUCUGGUUAACAACGAAUUUUCCAGUGCCAGUGAUGUGUGGGCCUUCGGCGUCACGCUGUGGGAGCUGAUGACUUUGGGACAGACUCCGUAUGUCGAUAUCGAUCCCUUCGAGAUGGCUGCUUACCUAAAGGACGGCUACAGAAUCGCUCAGCCCAUCAACUGCCCCGAUGAACUGUUUGCUGUGAUGGCCUGCUGUUGGGCCCUAGACCCUGAGGAAAGACCCAAGUUUCAGCAGCUGGUGCAAUGUCUAACUGAAUUUCAUGCAGCAUUGGGAGCCUACGUCUGAAACUCCAGAAAAGAUUGAAUUCAGUAAUUGGGAGAAGAGAUGGCAUGCGUUUCCAGCUCCAUACGUCACUCGGACUCAUACACGUGAUGUGUAUAAAGCAACACUAAAGGGAGAAAGCACUUCUUCCAAAACACUGUGCCUUAGAAUGCUUUAGUAGCCUGAAGGUUUUUUGUAAGACCUCUUGAUGUUGAAUAUUUUCUAGAUAUCACUUUUGCUAAGUUAAAUCAAGACCUUUUUAUUUGCCAGCAGGUUUUUUUUUUUUUUUAAUGUAGUGAUAGUGAGUGAAUCUGAACACAAGAUUUGGAUGGACUUUGCACUGUUACAACCGACACUUUUUUUUUUUUUUUUUUUUUUUGGAAGGGCAUAUGGAGCUGGUGGGAAAGGAGGAUAGGGGAGAUUAAUGCAAAAACAUACUGCAGAAAACUUUCCCUGCUUUUUGAAGUUAAAUCGUUAUGACCAACUCUAGUUUUGUUCUUGUAUGUAUCUGGAAUAGCUUUUUAGUAUCAGCUGUUUCUGAGACAACAGCACAUUGUGGUUGGACCCACAAGCGGCAUCAUUUUCUUUUUAUUUUUUUUAACUCAUUCACAAACAACUUUUGGAAAAGCUGGUCUUCAAGAUGCAAUAUCCUCUCUUUAAAGCUGCAAGCAGUUAUGUAAAAGUGAUUCCAGUUUACCUCAUAGAGAGAGUGGGGAAAAGUGGGGAAAACGGUGCCCCUCUUUGUAGGAAAAAGGCUGAUGUGAUUUAAGAUGAUUUUACGUGCUAAAUAGAGGCCUUCAGAGAAGUGCCAAAGCAGCCCUUUUUGUGGGAGUCUUUCACCUCAGACUUCUGGAUUGCAGUUUCUCUUUUUAAAAAGGUACUGAUUGUUUUUAUGGGCUUUUAUGGCCUGAAACGGGCUUAAAUAUAUAAAUAUAUAUUUGUAAAGACACUUGGCAGAGUAAAGAAUGUUUUUCUAUUACACCUAAUGUGAA
This is a messenger RNA of Tinamus guttatus (white-throated tinamou), 1407 nucleotides long. The record is from RefSeq and is a predicted model, not a curated record. NCBI's taxonomy places the organism in Eukaryota, Metazoa, Chordata, Aves, Tinamiformes, Tinamidae.